CGCGGCGACGCGAGUCACGUGGGCAUUGCUUAUUCUGGUCUGUCGGGUAGAAGAUGGAGCUGUCUGCUGUGGGGGAGCGAGUGUUCGCCGCCGAGUCCAUCAUGAAGCGACGGGUCCGCAAGGGUCGAAUUGAGUAUUUAGUCAAGUGGAAAGGAUGGGCCGUCAAAUACAGCACCUGGGAGCCCGAAGAAAACAUUUUAGAUGGCCGCCUGAUCUCCGCCUUCGAGCAAAAGGAACGUGAAAGAGAGCUCUAUGGCCCAAAAAAGAGGGGACCAAAGCCAAAGACCUUCCUUUUGAAGGCUCGUGCUCAGGCUGCAGAAGCAGUCCGGAUUUCUGAAUUGCACUUCCCUGCUACUGUUAAGUCUCCCUCUCACUCCCAUAUGCCUAAUCACUCCACACCACAUCACCAUCACAACCACCGUCAUCAUCAUCCGUCUCCUGCUCCAGCUAUGUCGGCCAAGCUGCAUUCGGGGGCAGCAGCUCAUAAGCUCAAGAAGGACAUCCGCCGCUGUCACCGCAUGUCUCGCAGACCACUCCCAAGGCCUGACCCCCUUGCUGGUGCUGGCAUCCAUUCAAUCUCUUCUUCAGGGACAAUUGGGGGUCCUCAACUCCUCCGUCCUCCUGUGUCCCCCUUUUCUGAAACAGUAAGAAUUCUAAAUCGCAAGGUCAAGCCCAGAGAGCCCAAGAAGGGGCGUAUCAUCCUGAAUCUUAAGGUUGACAAAGGAAAUGGGACCAAUAAUAAUAGCGCCAUAGGUGGGACAGCAAGCGGCAAAAUUUCCCCCAGGAACCCCCCUGGACGUCCAAAAGUUCCUUCGCGCAACAGAGUUAUUGGCAAAAGCAAGAAGUUUUGUGAAAGCAGCAUAACAAUGAGGGGAGCCCCUGGCCAUAUGAAGUUUGCAGGGUUCACUCUCUAUGGGAAACAGACUUCACCUCCCAGUUUAAGUUCAGGGUCUCAUUCCUCACUUCCUAAUUCAGCAUCAGCUUCCACAGUUUCUGGGCGUCACACUGCUGUUGUUACUUCAAAUGUAAUGGGACAUCCCCCUAUUUUGCCUUCUGUCAACCAGUCUCCGGCCAUAGCUGGCCCCACUUCUAACACAACAGCAGGCCAUUACCAAGGAAGUUCACCCUCUUCCAGCAGUUCAGAGUCCACAACAUCAUCAAGCAGCUCUUCAAGUUCUAGCAGCAGCUCCUCCAGUGGCUCCGACUGUCCUCCAUCCCCUCCACACAUUCAGCCGCCUUCUGCGGUGCCAUCACUUACUCAUCCUGAAUCGCCGCCACCACCCAAAUUGAGUCCACAGACUGACGUCGCAGGCUCAAGGCCGUCGCAGCACCUUUCCACAUCAGAUGAAGAGGAUCUUGAUCAGGAUGAUGACGUGGAGGAUGAAUCUAGAGUUUUGGAUCUUUCCGUGUCCCCAGAAUCAUCUGGAACUGCCGCAAGCAAUAAAAAACGCACAUCUCCUGUGAACAACAAUAAAGAUCUGCAGCUUCCACCGUCCCCCUCUUCGCCGCCCGCUUCCGCUGAUGUUACCUCCACAUUUGAAGCUGAUCCUGACUGGCGUCCAGAAAUGGCUCCUUGCUGUGCCAACGUGGUAGUGACAGAUGUCACCACAAAUUUGCUAACAGUCACCAUCAAGGAGUUCUGCAAUGCACAGGACUUUGAAAAAGUGACCACUGGGACCAAACAGUGAGGCCAACAGAAUGAGGAGCCAGGCAGUAAGCAACAGGGCUUCGCCAGGCUGAAAGUUCUACAUCUUAAGCAGAUGGAGUAUCUUCCUGUUUAUCGUCCUGCAAGGCUUCCUCUUCACAGAGGCUUCAACAGAUUAUUUCUGUGAGAUGGUGCAAUUGGGGUUUGGGAGGGUGUUCGGGUUGGGUUUGGGAUGUUGUUAGUUUUCCAGUGGUUGUCUUUGCUUGGCCCAUUUUUGUUUAGCAGUAUGGGCUCAUUAGAUUAGUGAGGCCACCUCCUUUUCUUCCUGGCAUCAGAAAAGUUCAUUCCUAGCUGCUGCUCAAUUCCUGCCUUCGCCUCCUCCCUGUAUCCCCCUCCCCCUUACACUGACCUAUUGAGGUCUGGUCAGAUCACAGCAUCAGCCCUUAUCCUGGAAAAAAUGGAUUCUACGAGGCAAGUUCAAGUGGUGAUCUCAUCAGGCCAACCGCACCAGGGGAAGGUGAACCAAGUUGAGUUGAGCUCUUCUGGCCAUACCUGUUAAGACAGUCACUGAGCUUAUUGGAUCCUAAUGCAGGCACCCAUGCUUGGGAAGCUUUUUUCUCAGCUUAAGCCAUUUUAAUAUAUAUAUUUUUUUUUUUUUUGGCCAGUGCAACACAGGUGACCACUUGGAUACAAAUCAAUAUGAUUUUAAGCUGAAUGGGUAUCAAAUGCCCAAGUUAUAGUGUAAAAGACAAGAAAAGCAAAAUGAAAUGCAUCCUUUCAUCCAUGUGAGUGGUUUGCCCGCUGCUGCGGAGUUCGUCUCUGGUUUGACUGGCCUCUUCAAUAAAUACUGGUGCUAACCAGAAACCGCCUUGAGCUACAACCGUCCACUGGUAACUUGAUGCUUCAAAACAUAUGGCAAAAAAAAGACUUUAUGUAAAACAUGGAGUUAAGAGAUUAAGGACAAAGCAAAAAGAGAGAAUGUAUAUAGAAGCACAGCGACUCCACUGUUGGGUUCCCCACCGCUAUCAAAUUUAGAUGAUUUUUUUUUUUUCCUGUUUAUCGUGAAUAUUAUUGCCACUCGUUUUUAAAUGCAGGCCUUGUAAUUGUUUUUUUUUUUUAUCUUUUAUUGUGAUCAGCUGCCUCUUAGCACUUGAAGAAUGGAAAUAUGAAUGCACUUUUAGGGAGAUAAACUUUGAACUGUUCCUGUUGUCAUUUGCUCUGAUUGAACGAGGUGGGAGUACGUCCAAUGGUUUCCAAAAAAAAAAAAAAAAAAGAGGUCCAAGGGCUGCAGGUUGUCCAUCCCACUUCUCUUAGUCGCAGUAGUGUAUCAGACUGUCAUCUUCUUCCAUCAUUGUACGGCAACGAUUAAGAAAUGGACGAAGAUGGGACGAAAGGUUUAACUUCCUGCACUUGGUGCUGAUGACGUUAGCAGUUCAAUGGUGCUUUAUUUGAUAUAGCAAUAUUGAAAAGGGAUUUCAAGGACACUGAAGUACAUAGGAAAGGAAGGGAGUCGCUGUGUUUCUCGCACUUCUGUCAGUUCAUGAGGAAUGUAAAUUUUAAAGCCGGCCCAAGUCAAGUGCUGAGAGCUUAAGAGCUUUCAAUUCACUCACUGUGUUUAUUAUUAUUAUUAUUAUUAUUACUACUAUUAAUAUAAUUAUUUUUUGGUUUGCAUGCAGGAAAGAAAUGACAGUGUGGUGUUGACCUCUUUGGUUUACUUCCUGUUUGUUUGUUUGAGGGUCACUACAUGGCUUCAACAUUUUGUCCAUCUCUGUGCAUUGAAUUUUGAAGAGCCUUCAAUUCCUUGUAGCACUGGACUGUAGACGCAUGGUGACUCGUACUGGUUGUCAGUUUUUUUUAAAAAGACUUGUUAAAGACCAAAGAUUUAAAAAAAAAAAAAAAAAAUCAAAAUGAUAGAAAUCCUGCAGUUGUUAUGUACUAGCUGGCUUGAAUAUAUCUGCAGUGCUAAAAUUUCACCAGGAGAGGGCACCAUGAGCUUUUUCAAUUGAGGUGAGACUCAAUGCAGUUUUAUAUCACCUUUUUUUCUCAUUUGCUUGAGGUACAGGAAUUGAAGAAUAUGAGAAAGGAGAAACAUCAAAAUGUCUCUUCUGUGAUACUGUACUUGUGUCUAUCCACAUACACCCCACUGCCAGAGAUGUUAAAAUGAAUUUCUGGGGACAACACCUGGAUGUUGUACUACAUAAGAGCAAAUUCUAAGGGGUGAUAGAUGCUUGAAAAAAUUCUGAACAAAUUUAAAUUAUACCAAUUGCCAAUAAAAGAGCAAUAAAAUACAAGAGGGAGAAAUAAAUGUAAAUUAUUCCCAAAAAAGUCAUAGUGAUUGCCCGUCUAUUGUUGUACGACAGGGAAUGGAGACAUGGCAGAACUUGGUGCACAGAGGUUCAUAUUAGCCAGCACUGAAAGUGGUUAUUGAAAUAAAAGUGCUAGAAAUAGUGCACUGGCAUAGUAAUCGGGGUACGAUUUUUUUGUGUAUGUAUUUAUAAAUAUAUAUAUAUAUAUAUAUUUCUACCUAGAUGUGGCAGUUAAGACUGGCACAGGUAGGGUAGUGCUUGUUCAUAACAAGUUUGCCAUUCCCAAAUGUAAUUUUUAUUGUUGUUUUAUUUUUAAACGGAAGUACUGCAAGAAUGACUCGUUUUUUGCAGUAAUGGCUUAUUUGAUUUUAGUUUUAUUUUUGUAAGACACUCAGAGAAUCUGAGUGCUUGUGAAUAAAUAUAUAAAUAUAUAUUAUUGAUAAUUAUAAUAUUGUAUUAGAGCAUGUUUUGUGGUUCACGGACAUACAGCCUGUAUUAGAUUUGUUUUAUUAUGAUUUUUGACAGAAUGUUUUUCCACUGCUGUUUGUAAGUAAUGACUCCCAACCCACCCAAGCUUCCCCUUCUCUUCGUGUAGAGCUUUGGUGUUUCAUGGCUGCAACCCGUAAAUCAAAAUGGUACCUUAAUAGAAAACCAGGUCUGUUGUUCUAAAAUUUUACUGUUCUCUUUAAAAACUCCUCUCUCUCUCUCUCUCUGUCUCGGUAUAUAAAUAUGUGUGUGUACAGGUGCUGUUCACCCUUCACUCCAUCCCUCAGAUAUCUGCCAUAAUUUGGUUCGUUACAGAUGAAAGUUAGAAUACAUUUACGUAAAACAUACUUUAUAUUACGUACA
Messenger RNA from Erpetoichthys calabaricus (reedfish), 4800 nucleotides. RefSeq names its product chromobox homolog 6a (gene cbx6a). The transcript is spliced from 6 exons. Bases 54 to 1688 code for a protein of 544 amino acids. The record is from RefSeq and is a predicted model, not a curated record. NCBI's taxonomy places the organism in Eukaryota, Metazoa, Chordata, Cladistia, Polypteriformes, Polypteridae.